Messenger RNA from Enterobius vermicularis (human pinworm), 258 nucleotides. Lineage: Eukaryota; Metazoa; Nematoda; Chromadorea; Rhabditida; Oxyuridae. The record is from the annotation of a GenBank genome assembly.
AUGGGACUGUUGUGGCACUCUGUCAAAGGACUUUCACGAUCAGCGGGAAACAGCGAAAUCCGUUGCAGACAAAAUAAAGGCCGACGGGGAAGCGGCAACAAUCCCAGGACCGGUCCCCAAGCCGGGGAGGUAAAGGAAAACGGUGAAGAGCCUAGAAAAGCUGCGGGGAUCCGGCCUCGACAGAUACAGCAGACAAUCUGGGAUCGAGAAGGUGGAAAGGCAAAUCAUGAUUUUAACAAGAAGCCCCGCCCGACCUAG